Messenger RNA from Capsella rubella, 1784 nucleotides. Its product is annotated as sulfite exporter TauE/SafE family protein 4. Gene Ontology annotation, cellular component: Cul4A-RING E3 ubiquitin ligase complex; membrane. The record is from RefSeq and is a predicted model, not a curated record. Lineage: Eukaryota; Viridiplantae; Streptophyta; Magnoliopsida; Brassicales; Brassicaceae. The transcript has 10 exons. Gene Ontology annotation, biological process: protein ubiquitination. Bases 93 to 1496 code for a protein of 467 amino acids.
GAACCAUACAAAAACAAAUAAAAAUCUCAACUUUUUUUGUUCCAUAUUUUAUUGUUUUGUCUCAUUCGUUAAGGGUUUUGUAAUUGAGAAUUAUGGGAUUGUGGAAUGGAAAAGGCACCGGAGGAUUUAUCCUCUACCUUCUCGUAGGUUUCGCCGUCGCCAUCUUCUCUGUUUCUUACGUCGGAGACACAUCAACAACAAACCCUGAUCUUCUUCUUCAUCAUCUCUCUCCCUCUUCCUCUCCUCUCUCUGCCACCGAGAAAGUUUGGCCGGAUUUGGAGUUCAGCUGGAAACUAGUGGUGGCUACUGUGAUAGCGUUUUUAGGAUCUGCUUGUGGCACAGUUGGUGGUGUUGGAGGCGGUGGAAUAUUCGUUCCUAUGCUCACUCUUAUACUUGGAUUCGACACUAAAUCCGCAGCUGCUAUCUCUAAAUGUAUGAUAAUGGGAGCAUCAGCAUCAUCAGUUUGGUACAAUGUAAGAGUACGUCAUCCGACAAAAGAAGUACCAAUCCUAGACUAUGAUCUUGCUCUUCUCUUUCAACCAAUGCUUCUCCUCGGUAUCACUGUUGGUGUUUCUCUCAGUGUUGUGUUCCCUUACUGGCUCAUCACUGUCCUCAUCAUCAUUCUUUUCGUUGGUACUUCUUCAAGAUCUUUUUUCAAAGGCAUUGAGAUGUGGAAAGAAGAGACAUUGUUGAAGAAUGAAAUGGCGCAGCAACGAAAUAAUAUGGUUAACUCCCGGGGAGAACUUUUAAUCGACACAGAGUAUGAUCCGCUUUACCCGAGAGAAGAGAAAUCAGAGCUGGAAAUAAUACGCUCCAACCUCAAAUGGAAACGGCUUCUAGUUCUUGUAACUGUGUGGUUAGCUUUCUUGCUAAUCCAAAUUAUCAAGAAUGAAAUAAAGGUCUGCAGUCCAAUAUAUUGGAUGCUAUUCGUCUUACAGUUCCCAGUUGCUUUAGUGGUGUUUGGAUGUGAAGCAAAGAGGUUGUAUGGAGAGAACAAAACAAGGCUGAGCAGUGGAAACACUGAAUGUAUCUGUGAAGCUACCAUAGAGUGGACUCCUCUGAGUCUAAUAUUCUGUGGUCUCUGUGGUGCUGUUGGAGGCAUUGUAGGUGGUCUCCUUGGAUCCGGUGGUGGAUUUGUUCUUGGCCCUUUGCUUCUUGAGAUUGGAGUCAUCCCACAGGUUGCUAGCGCGACAGCUACCUUUGUGAUGAUGUUUUCUUCAUCUUUAUCCGUAGUCGAGUUCUAUCUCCUGAAGAGGUUCCCAAUCCCAUACGCAAUGUACUUGAUGUCGGUAUCGAUUCUUGCCGGAUUCUGGGGACAAUCUUUUAUAAGAAAGCUCGUGGCGAUCCUGAAAAGAGCGUCAAUAAUCGUUUUCGUUCUCUCAGGAGUCAUUUGUGCAAGUGCUCUGACAAUGGGAGUGAUUGGGAUAGAAAAGAGCAUAACGAUGAUACAUAACCAUGAAUUCAUGGGGUUCUUGGGAUUCUGCAGCAGCCAGUGAAUCCAAAUCCUCCUUUGAACAAAAGUUUCAAGUGUUUAGCUAUGAUUCAUUCAUUGGACAAUUUCGGUUGUCCAACGCCAUUGUUGUGAGUGAGUAAGUUAUAAGAUCAGAUUGUUUUACUUGUAGUCCAAGUCAGUUGUGCUCUGUUCUUGGUCAAUACAUAAGUUGACCAUCUUCAGAAAUAGAGUGUGUCUACAUUAAUGUCAUAUCAUUUUGUAUUCAAAGUUGGAUUAUUUCAUCUCUGGAUGCUUGCGAGACUGAGAAAAUUAUUAAAUUUUUUGUAGUCUU